This is a messenger RNA of Helicoverpa zea (corn earworm), 1431 nucleotides long. RefSeq names its product L-threonine ammonia-lyase-like. Gene Ontology annotation, molecular function: L-serine ammonia-lyase activity; threonine deaminase activity. The record is from RefSeq and is a predicted model, not a curated record. Gene Ontology annotation, biological process: L-threonine catabolic process; L-serine catabolic process. The transcript is spliced from 9 exons. NCBI's taxonomy places the organism in Eukaryota, Metazoa, Arthropoda, Insecta, Lepidoptera, Noctuidae. Bases 1 to 1347 code for a protein of 448 amino acids.
AUGGCGAAUCCUAAAGAUGAUCCGGAAUAUGAUGAGUGGUGUGAUCCUGACAAUCCGCGUAAAGUCAAAUAUGAAGAUAUUCUGGCGGCGUCACGACGAAUGGUAGGACAAGUCAUUCGUACACAAUGUCCGCGAGCUCACAUGUCAGAGAAGCUGGGAUUGGAUUUGUAUAUGAAGCAGGAAUUCUUACAGGUUACAGGAAAUUUCAAGGAGCGUGGAGUGCGCAAUACCUUGAUGCUGCUAUCCGACGAACAAAAAAAGUAUGGCGUGAUAUCAGCUAGUUCUGGCAACCACGGCGCUGCGAUGACCUACAACGCGGCUAAGCUAAACAUACCAUGCUUGAUCGUCAUGCCUGAGCAGGCUGCCAUAGCCAAAAUAGUCAAUGCAGAGAGACCUGGUGCGAAGGUUUUACUGCAUGGUAAAAAUAUGGCCGAAGCUAAACGGUUUGCAAUGACUACGGCCAAAGAAAAAAAAAUGAUGUAUGUUAAUGGUUACGACCACCCAAACGUAAUAGAAGGCCAAGGUACCAUUGGUAUAGAGAUAUUAGAACAGUUGCCCACAGUGGACGCUGUGCUCGUACCGUGCGGUGGCGGCAGCUUGCUGGCUGGGGUAGCCAUAGCCAUCAAACAUCUGAAGCCUGACACUGAGGUUUAUGGAAUCGAAACAGAUAAAACUUGCAGCAUGGUGGAAUCGCUUAAGAAAAACGAACGAAUCUUUCUGCCGAUCGAUUCUUCGAUCGCGGAUGGGUUGGCUGUAAACAGAGUCGGAGUGAAUACUUUCUUCAACCUCAAGGGCCUGGUCGAUAAAAUGGUUGUCGUAAAAGAAGAUUGGGUGGCUCGUGCGAUAAUGCAUGUCGUUGAGGAAGAGAAGUUUGUGAUAGAAGGUGCCGGAGCUGUCGGAGUAGCAGCUCUUAUGGCUGGCCUAUUCCCUAACUUGAAAGGCAAAAAAGUUGUAGUGGUGAUCAGUGGCGGCAACAUAGACACGACCACGUUCGGUCGCGCGCUGGAGAGGGGUAUGGCUGCUGAAGGGCGCCUGGUGAAGUUCAAGGUGUCGAUCUCGGACCGUCCCGGCGGGCUGGCGGAGUUGUGUGGCAUGCUGGCAGGCAUUGGCGUCACUUUGCGAGACUGUGUGCCUGAGCGAGUGUGCGUCAAAGAAGCUAUUUUUAAUGUCCAGUUCAAAGUAAUCUGUGAGACGAGAGGAUGGGACCACACUAAGGAGUUGGUAGACGUUAUCAAGAAGCACUACAAGGACUAUCUCUUCCAAGAUAUUAACGAGCACCCCGAAAAGUCUUCGACCGCUAAACGUGGUCCGUGCCUAGCCCCAAAUCCAGUAUGCAUGCAGAAAUAGUAUUUUUUGCAGAAAUAAUAUAUGAUGUCCUAAAGAAGUACAUACCUACUGAUCAGAAUAUAACACUUGUUUUUAGACCCAUGU